This is a messenger RNA of Mauremys reevesii (Reeves's turtle), 1697 nucleotides long. RefSeq names its product zinc finger MYM-type protein 1-like. The coding region runs from base 433 to 1191 and encodes 252 amino acids. The record is from RefSeq and is a predicted model, not a curated record. NCBI's taxonomy places the organism in Eukaryota, Metazoa, Chordata, Testudines, Geoemydidae. The transcript has 2 exons.
UUUAACAAAAGAAACCUGCCUUAGGGGCAGGCGACAGCCGGGAGUUCUGCCUCAUCCGUGCCAGCCCCUGCUCAGCCAGGCAGGCAGGUUCCAUGUGCAGCUGCAGCACCCAGCACAGCCUCGCAGGCAGCAGGUGUAAAGUAUCUGGAAGAAUUGAUUCUGUGUUAUCAGCUCAGUUUGAGAAGGAGUGUUCUUAUUGGAGGAAAGUGCUGAGAUGCUGUCACAGUCAAACUGCUGUCUUUUUUGAGACUACCUCUAAGAGGACAUGAUGAGUCAUCACUGUCAAAUCAAAAAGGUAGUUUUUUAACCUGCCUUGAAUAUCUUAGUGGAUUUGACAAUUUUCUAAAUGAACAUUUGAAAAAUUAUCAGUAUUGUGGCUCGGGGAAGACCAACUUUUUAACACACCAAACCUACAAUGAAUUCAUCACUAUAAUGGCAGAGCAGCUCAGAAACCUAUUCACUGAUGAAGUAAAGGAUGCCAACUACUAUUCCAUAAUAGUCGAUUCAACACCUGAUGUGAGUCAUGAAGCCCAAUUAACAUUAAUUUUAAGAUAUGUGACUGGCAAUGGUGAAGUUGUAGAGCAAUUUCUUUGUUUUGUCCCGCUAAAAUCCCACACUUCUAAAUGGCUGGAGACAACUGUUUUGGAAAUCAUUGCAAAUUUAGGUUUGGACAUCAAAAAUUGUCGUGGGCAGAGCUUUGAUAAUGCCGCAAAUAUGGCAGAAAAAUAUUCAGGUCUACAGGCAAGACUGAACAAUGCAAAUCCCUGUGCUUUAUUCAUACCAUGUUCCAGUCAUUCCUUGAAUUUAAUCUACAAUGCUGCAGCCAAAUCUUGUGAGGGAGCUAUGAAUUUUUUUGACUUUGUUCAAAACAUGUAUGCCUUUUUUUCAGUUUCCACACAUCGGUGGAGUAUGCUACAAUCACACUUGGAGCAGGCAAAUGGAAAACAUUUGACAGUCAAAAGAAUUUGUGACACCAUGUGGUCUGCUCAUGAAGAUGGUGUUUUGGCUUUGAAAAUGAGCUAUGAUGUUAUAAAGAAAACCUUAUUAGCCAUAGCCACAUCAAAUUCUGAAAAAACACAUGCGAAAACUGAAGCAAAAGCCUUAGCAGAAAAGUUUUGUGGAACUGUUUACUUCAAAGAACUAAUAAUGCAGUCAGCCAAUCGCUGCAAAAAGUUGAUACAAAUUUAUUGAAUGCUGCACAAUUGUUAGCCUCAGUUACAAGUUUUGUCAUGGAAGUUCGAAAUGACUAUAGCUCGGUGAAAGCAGUGGCACUAACAUUAACAGUAAAUAUAGGUUCCUCUGAUUUCUCUGAUGAGAAGCGUAAAAAAAACAGGAAGUUAUUUUUCGAUGAAACUAGAGACAAUGAAAUCAAUUUAAAAGGUAAAGAGACUGUUAUUUGUGACACAAUAAUAGUGCAAUUGCAGAGUAGAGGUGAAUCUCUAAAGAAAACUGUUGAUUUGCAUGUUUUUUCACAGAAGUAUGGACAAAAAUGCUAUAAGUCACUACAGUAAGAAAUUAAGUGAAUUCUACUGAGAGGACACAGACACAAAUCUUUUUGAAGAUGAAGUGAAACAUUUCAUUCAUUUUAUCUAAACCGUUAAGGCCUGUGCUUCGAGAUCACCAGUUGACUUGUAUAGACUUGUACUUGAGGGUUUGCAGGCAACCUUUCCAAAUGUAGAAGCCAUUCUGAAAAUAUU